Molecule: messenger RNA, 2951 nt
Organism: Nomascus leucogenys (northern white-cheeked gibbon)
Lineage: Eukaryota; Metazoa; Chordata; Mammalia; Primates; Hylobatidae
Gene: AGBL4
Product: ATP/GTP binding protein like 4
Exons: 13
Coding region: 159-1643 (494 amino acids)
Biological process (GO): proteolysis
Molecular function (GO): metallocarboxypeptidase activity; zinc ion binding
Source: RefSeq, a predicted model, not a curated record
AGUCGCGCGCCGGCCACCCGCGCGCCUGCCGCCCGUUGCCCUGGCAACCGUCGUGCCGCGUCUUCCUGAGGGAGCUCCUGUCAGCCCACUGAUCCCACCACCCGCUCCCUACUGCCCCGCGGUCUUCGCGUGAGCUCGGAGACUGAGGGACAACAAAAAUGGCGGAGGGGAGCCAGUCGGCGCCUGAGGCAGGCAAUGAUAUGGGAAAUGAUGAUGCCAUCGGAGGGAAUGUGAGCAAAUACAUAGUGCUUCCAACUGGCUAUUGUGGACAGCCCAAGAAAGGACACCUUAUCUUUGAUGCUUGCUUUGAAAGUGGUAACCUGGGCCGGGUGGACCAGGUCUCUGAGUUUGAGUAUGAUCUGUUCAUUAGACCGGACACCUGUAAUCCACGCUUCCGAGUCUGGUUCAACUUUACUGUUGAAAAUGUGAAAGAAUCACAGAGGGUCAUUUUCAACAUUGUUAACUUCAGUAAAACCAAGAGUCUCUAUAGAGAUGGGAUGGCCCCUAUGGUGAAAUCUACCAGCAGACCAAAAUGGCAAAGGCUGCCACCCAAAAAUGUUUACUACUACCGCUGCCCGGACCACAGGAAGAACUAUGUGAUGUCCUUUGCCUUUUGUUUUGACCGAGAAGAAGAUAUUUACCAGUUUGCUUACUGCUACCCAUAUACAUACACUCGCUUCCAACAUUACCUUGACAGCCUGCAAAAGAGAAACAUGGAUUACUUCUUUCGGGAGCAGCUGGGCCAGAGUGUGCAACAACGAAAGCUUGACCUCCUGACGAUAACCAGCCCUGACAAUCUCCGGGAAGGGGCAGAGCAGAAGGUGGUAUUCAUCACAGGACGUGUCCACCCAGGGGAAACACCCUCAUCAUUUGUGUGCCAAGGGAUCAUUGACUUCCUUGUAAGCCAGCACCCUAUUGCCCGUGUCCUCCGGGAAUACCUGGUCUUCAAGAUCGCACCAAUGCUCAAUCCUGAUGGAGUCUACCUGGGCAAUUACAGGUGUUCUCUGAUGGGGUUUGAUCUGAAUCGUCACUGGCUGGAUCCCUCUCCAUGGGUCCACCCUACCCUUCAUGGAGUGAAACAACUCAUCGUCCAGAUGUACAACGACCCAAAAACAAGCCUGGAGUUUUAUAUUGACAUCCACGCCCACUCCACCAUGAUGAAUGGCUUCAUGUACGGCAACAUCUUUGAGGAUGAGGAACGGUUCCAGAGGCAGGCCAUCUUUCCCAAGCUCCUCUGCCAGAAUGCUGAGGACUUCUCCUAUUCCAGCACAUCCUUUAACCGGGACGCUGUGAAAGCAGGAACUGGCCGUCGCUUCCUCGGUGGACUCCUGGACCACACUUCCUAUUGCUACACCCUAGAGGUCUCCUUCUACAGCUACAUCAUCAGUGGCACCACGGCUGCUGUGCCCUACACUGAAGAAGCCUAUAUGAAGCUGGGGCGGAACGUGGCAAGAACCUUUUUGGACUAUUAUCGGCUGAACCCCGUGGUUGAAAAGGUGGCAAUUCCCAUGCCAAGACUGCGGAAAGAAAAAUCCCCUCCUUACAAGCACCCACUCCUGCGGGGCCCAGCCAGCAACUACCCCAACGGCAAAGGGGACAAGAAGAGCUCAGUGAACCACAAAGACCCUUCAACCCCUUUUUAAAGACACGGAGUCCUGGGAGGUCUUAUGGGGACAGGAGCAUGCAUAUUCUGCUGGGGAAUGAAACUAAUCACUCUUCUGUAUCCAAGGAUUUGUGGAUUAAUGCAUAGGCUAGUGAAAGGGAAAGGAUACAAUGAGAAACUUCAUCACUGAUUUUCCCUUUUUCCAAUGGAAAAUCAAUUGUAAGCCUUCAGCUCAAAAAGCUCAGGAACAAAAUAGGAGACUGGAACCAGGUGAGCACAGAUGCUGUUUUCUACAACAUAGAGAUCUUCCAAGAUGAGGAAAACCUACACAUCCCUUUUAAGAGAUUUGACACAUAUCAGGUCAGUUCUUUCAAAGCCACUUUACAUUUUUAAGUUUUAUAGUUACUGUAGAUGGCUACCUUCUCAAUAGGCUUGGUUGUUUACAGCUUUAGAAAUGCAGUGUUUGUAUUUUCUGAUCCAAAACAACAGCAACAACACAUGCAACCCAAGGGCAAAUGCAUCCUAGGGAACAAUGGGACAGAAUUUUUGAAGUCACGGUGGACUUAAAUAUAUGGUCACUGUAUCUAAGCUGCAUGCUUCCUGAUUCCCUCAAACCCCAGCAUGCAGAUUUAGAAAACUGUUCUGAGAGCUGUUUCCCAAUUUCCUGGGUAGUUUAAUUAAAAUUUUAGCUCUAAAGACAAAAAGCACUGGUCACUCAUUUUAAAAGGUUUAUUAUGGUUAAGGUCUCCAGAUCCCAGGUGACAGGGAUUAAGCCUGGCCCCUGAAGAUGUGGGCAUUGCUAAUCUGCAAUGAGGAAAGGGUGAUUGCCAGGCAAGGAAGAUGCAAAAGACAGAAGGAUGCACCCUGAGGCAGGGAGGAAUGAUAAAAUAAAACAGUAGUAGCAAUUCCCAAGGUGUGGCAAGCUAAAUAUUGUGCAUUUUUGUGAAGAGUAAAGUGCCUUUGUAUGAUAAAUGGGUCCAGGGGAGUCUGCUCCCUUCCUGUCUGUGGAAACAGCAGGCUGAGUCACCAUGACAGCCUGCUAAUUAAAAUGACCUCCCGGAAGUGAGGAUUAGAAGACAGGGAGAGGCAAGGAAGCUCCAGGGAGGAAAAGCCCUUAGCACAGAGCUCCACUAAAGCAUUUUUUGUUCAUUUGUUUGUUUGUUUGGGUUGGAGAUUAUUGAAGUUUGCUACAAAAAUCAAAAGCAAAACUUGUUCUCCUUUGCAUGCUAGUUUUCAGAAAUGAUAAGAAAGAGCCAUAUGUUGAUUGGCUACAAAUGUCAUGUUGUAUAUACAGCUUCUCCCCUGGGUUCGUUUUGCCCAGAGGAACACAAAUAAAGUGUUUUGUGCA